AUCUCAUUGCCUCCUGGGUUCUAACGCGUGGGCUCUUGUUUUUAGCUUCGUCAAAGUCGAAGGGGCCGUGGAGACCAGCGGACCAGGCCCGGAGUCACGCGAGAGAUCGAGCAAACUGAACACCUCGAGCGGCUCACUUGACCCAACUCCAUGAUCAUGGCAUGAGUGAAGCACGUGCCAAGUCCAUGAAAAUGAGACACCAGAUGGCAAAGUUCUACUUUGCUGUGCCAAAUGAAAUGUGCAGUCGUCCUUGAUACUCCCUGGACAGCUACCGGCCAAUCGGACUCAGCUCUAAAGUCAGGCGCGUGCCUUCGCUCGUUACUACCCAGGCAGUGGUCAGGCGUCGCUGCCUUAUGAGCAAUUUCCAACGCAACUGCUUCAGGAAUACGGAAGCACAGCAAUCGCGGGUUCACUUGAAAGGUACCUGGUAGAUUGAGCUUGCUCUCCGACUCAUUUCAUUUCCAGCUUCGCAUGUCAAUGACAGAGCACAGUAUUUUCUGCAAUCAUCACCAACUUCCAGCACCAAGCCCACUUCACAAUUAACAUCGACACUUUCACCCCCAAAAUGCCGAUGCCCAAGGCCUUCCUCGACGACUUCCCACGAGAGAUUCGGGACGAGAUCUACAACGUGCCCAUCAAGAAAGGCCAAUCUCCUGACGCACUCUACCAUGACACCUGCAUCGUGAUGAGAGGUGAUAUCUUCUCAGGCUACUCUGGCCCAGGUGACAGAUUCCGCGACAUGGGUUACGCCGACUGGAAAUACCGGCUCAUCGGUAGACAAAUCGACGAGGAGUUCACAGCAUGCAUGUCGAGAUUCGUGCCGCUCCAUCUACAAGGAUUCCUUGAGAGAAGCGGGAGCGAGUAUGAUUUCGAAAAGGGCUCGCUGGACAAGAUCUUGCCGGUGGAAGGCAAGCCGAUCAAAAUUUACCAAAGGUGGCAUGGACCGGAAAAGUCGAAGGGAAUUUUCAUCAAGGCGAAUCUUACGGCUCCGCAGCCCGAGCCCGUUGAGGAGUCUCAGUUCCGAGAUGAUGGUAUAGAUCAUUUCGAUCCAUCGUUGGAUUGGGAUUGGGGAGAGCUCGCAAACUCGCCACCCACUGAUCCUUCGCCGGAGGUUGAGGACGAGAUAGCACAACGUCAGAGCGAAGAAAACGCUCCUGGGUCAAAUGAUGAUGGAGGUGCAGCUCACAGCUCAGAGAGCUUAGAUACCACCACGACUCCUGCCUCCGCCGGCCAGAAUCCAGUCUUCGACGGCUCUUCGCCUGAUGAGCUAGAGCCUACGCCGUCAAGUGAUCCCAGUAAUCCCAGUGAUCACUGGGGUCACUGGCCUAGUGAUCCGCCGCUAGAGGUUCUUCAGUUCUCCACAGAAGGAUUGAAGGAAUUUUGCCGGCGAAUAUCGCUUCUCGACAAGACGCAAGAUCUGGUUAUCGAACUUCACACCAGCGAUUGGAAUUGGUCGCCAAGCGACCAGUCUGAAGCACUUUUCCAGGCUCGCAAAACGGUUCUCGACGCAAAGGUGACGAGCAUCGAGAGUAUUCCGCACUGGCACCGCUACUGCGUGCAAGUCGGCGACCUCGCCGUCUUCGCCAGCCGUAGGGUUGGAAAUUCAGUCACGGGGUCACCGGUUUAUCGUGUCACGUCAGAGACGAAUGAAGAUUGGCGAACUGAUGCGCAAUACCGCAAACUGGUCAGCGACCUCAGGAUCGAUUAUCAAACCGUCGAUUGACGGGGCUGAGCGAUGAUCAGAUGGUGCUGCGAGCGGGUGGACGCGUCCGGGGGAUCUUUACCCUGCGCCUUGAGCACGCCAGCUCUUCGGCAGCACGACUGAGGGCUUGGCAGAUGAAGCGUUGA
Molecule: messenger RNA, 1848 nt
Organism: Cercospora beticola
Lineage: Eukaryota; Fungi; Ascomycota; Dothideomycetes; Mycosphaerellales; Mycosphaerellaceae
Source: RefSeq, a predicted model, not a curated record